This is a messenger RNA of Prorocentrum cordatum, 1484 nucleotides long. NCBI's taxonomy places the organism in Eukaryota, Dinophyceae, Prorocentrales, Prorocentraceae. The record is from the annotation of a GenBank genome assembly.
CGGGGGCACAUCGCGCUGCGUGGCAACUACCGCGUCUGCGACUGCUUCCAGCGGCAGGAACACCGCCCGAAGUGCCCCUUGGACUCGGACAGCAGGUCCCCCAACAGGGGAAUCGCGCCCUGGGUGCCGCGCCGCGGAGAUGUCGUCGCCGGAAAUGUUGAUGUGGCGUCCGACGCUGACCGCAUUCCCUGCAUCGACCAGGACCAUGACAGGGUGGCCCGAGACCGGGCUGACCUCUCCAGAAAUCAUGAGGUCAAGAGGUACAACAGCCAAUUUCAUGAUGAUGAAGAGGACGAUCGCGGAAACGCUGAAGGGAACGGGGGCGGAGAAGCUGACGGAGACAGGAGCGGACAUGUCGCCGGUGCUGCCGAUGCAGCCUCGUCCUCGGGCGCUGCGCCGGGGGCAUCUCCCGGUCCGUCAGAUGGGCAGCCAGGAUCGGCCAAGCGAAAGGCCAGUCGAGGCAAGGCGUGCACCCGCAAGGGGAUAUGCACUGACAUGCGCACCAAGGAUGCUGGAGUGCCCGCCAGGCUGACGCCGGGGACCUUGCAAUCCGGAUGCCCCGGCGACUUUGAGGGGUCCGACUCCAAGACAAUCUCCGCGGCGCGUCCAGGACGACCCAGGAGCAAGCAGAGCACCCUGUCGGAGGAGGUUCUCAUGCUCACCUCCAAGCAGAGGGCCAAGCCGGCCGCUUCAGGUGCAGUGGAGGCGAAGGCUGGUCAAUUGUUUAGUUACCUCAGAGGAGGGCAAGGGCGGGAACUCUACGGGGAGAGGCCCGACGCGCCGCGGAAACGCGCUGCAGACGACCAGAAUCCACAUUGGGACGUGCUCGUUGCCCCCGAGGAGCUCCUCGUCGCCAAGCGCGACAUCGCAUGCGAGAGGGCCUGCGGCGACGAAGCUGACAGGGAACGGCAGCGGGCGCGCAGCACCCUUCGGCGAGCACUGCCCAUGGGGCCGAUCAGGGGAGGCGGGCCGCUCGCGCAGGCCAGCGAGCGCUUCCUCUCCAAUCGCGAAGAGUUCAUCUCGAUGAGCCAGUGCGAGGGGUUAGUGAAUUUGUUUCCGCCCUACGACGCCGUGGGCGGCUGGGCCCGGGCGGAUGACCUGUUGGCCCAUCAGCGCGGGGGUAAGGGCCACCCUGCAGUCAUGAAGUAUAUGGGUCCGCUCGAGUACGACAUGGACGACGUCGCCCUGGUGCUCAUGCUGGUGGCUGAGGUGGUGGAUCGCGCUGGCGACCAAAAAAGCCGACUUCAGCUAAAAGCACUCCGCGGCGGAGACGCUCGCAGACGGGCGCUGCGCAUCCGCGCCACCAAUGGCCGCAGCUGGCCAGGCAUCAUGGGCCUGGAGAGCACGCGCUGCCCUGUGACCUACACUGCCGACAUUAGGUACUUCAUACAUGGUGCCAAAUUUGAGCACCUGUCGCCCAUCAUGCAGCUCGGCUUGUCGUGUCGCACAGAGGACAAAGGCCGCCGUAACCGCAGCGGCAAGCG